CAACUUUAAGGAUGCCGACUGCCGUAAAACACCAACGAAGAAGAAGAAAGAAGUUUUUGGUCGCCUGUCCGCGGAACUCAUGUAUGGUGUAUUGUCGGAACUGAAGUGAAGUGAAGGUUAUGACAAAUUAAUUUCUCAUUGUCACAGAAUAACUCGGCGGGAACAAGAGACACUGAGUCAGCACCAGGCACUGAGACAAGAUGGCGUCUCCGUCGCCGCACGAUCGCAGCCGCAAAGAAGACGUCGACGAAGAUGACCCCGUUGAACAGAUGAUAUCCCGCACUGGCUGUGCUGAGCUACACUACGCUGUGCAGGAGUGCAUGGCUGAACACCAGGACUGGCGAGCGUGCCAGAGCCAGGUCCAGACUUUCAAAGACUGCAUGAUGAAUUUCCAAAACGCCCGGAAAGAACAGCUGAGGAAGCAGCGUUUGAGCUCAACUCAGUCUGCAGCCAGCUGAGCUCAAACGCUGCACACACACACACACACACACACACACACACCUGCACACUGUGUGUGUGCUUGACAUGCUUGAGAUGGAAAGACUGCAUAAUUGAAUUAUUUGUAAAGAAAAUAAAUGAGCAGCUACAAAACA
This is a messenger RNA of Larimichthys crocea (large yellow croaker), 593 nucleotides long. RefSeq names its product cytochrome c oxidase assembly factor 4 homolog (gene coa4). Lineage: Eukaryota; Metazoa; Chordata; Actinopteri; Sciaenidae. The record is from RefSeq and is a predicted model, not a curated record. Bases 201 to 458 code for a protein of 85 amino acids. Gene Ontology annotation, biological process: mitochondrial respiratory chain complex IV assembly. Gene Ontology annotation, cellular component: mitochondrial intermembrane space. The transcript is spliced from 2 exons.